Molecule: messenger RNA, 3093 nt
Organism: Psilocybe cubensis
Lineage: Eukaryota; Fungi; Basidiomycota; Agaricomycetes; Agaricales; Agrocybaceae
Exons: 13
Coding region: 1-3093 (1030 amino acids)
Biological process (GO): termination of RNA polymerase II transcription
Cellular component (GO): cytoplasm; mRNA cleavage factor complex
Molecular function (GO): RNA polymerase II complex binding; mRNA binding
Source: RefSeq, a predicted model, not a curated record
AUGUCAUUAUACUCUCAGAAUUUAUAUGGUCAGCCAUCGUAUGGCGGACCAAGUUACAGGGCUUCACCGCCCUCCUCGAACGGUUAUUACUACGCUCAGCCCCCUUCGCACCCACCAGCACCUCCUAUGUAUGAGGUUGAUGCGGCUUCCUUUCGCAGAGACUUUUCUACUCGUCUGGAACAGCUUACAUUCAACUCAAGACCAAUCAUUCAGCAACUCUCUAUGUUCGCGCAAGAUUAUGCACGAUAUGCAGAUAUAGUGGGGCAAUGUGUACGGGCACAUAUUCGAAGGGUCCCACCCUGGAUGAAGCUGCCGGCCUUUUAUCUACUCGACGCCAUUUCAAAAAACGUGUAUGAGCCCUAUGCUCGACAUUUCGCGACCUUUGUUACUAGUCUGUAUCUUGAAACCUAUAACCAGGUUGACGAUAACACCCGUGGUAAAAUGGAGGAAAUGCUCUUAACUUGGCGUACAGGGUCACCAUCAGGAAAAGAAUUGUUCGGAGCUCAGGAACAACUUGCAAUUGAGCGUGGUGUAUGGGGAAGCGGCAGCUCAUCUUCCUCGAAUGUUCAUUCUGGUCCGGGAUCUGUUAUGAAAUCGCAAGUUAUGAGCGAACUUCUUUAUGCUCUCGGUCAAAAAGAACGCGCAGUGCAAUCUAAUCCAUACGAUACAAUGUCACAGAAUCAUAUCCUUGUUCUGCAACAGCUUCGUAUGCAUGUUGAGGCAGGUGUAUCUCAAGAGGAACUUCGUCAAAUUCUCAAUCAACUACGCAACUUGGUGAAGAGCACAGCGCCGCCACCUCCCGUACCACAGCCAACUGUCCCUUCCGCCCCUUCAUGGCACUCACCACCACCGCCACCAGCCUUCCUUCCUCAGAUAUCUCAGAUUUCGCAAGUUACUCCUCCUCCUGUGUCUUAUGUUCAACCAGUCAAAAUCGAGGAGCAACCUCCCGCAUCACUCAACGUCGUCUCCCCACCGACACUCCCUGUGCCGUCUACAUCUGCGGCCCCUCCAUCUGGUAAUAUCGCAAAUAUUCUUUCUUCUCUUCUCAAGUCUGGCGUACUUUCUACCACUGGCACUCCUACAGGUGCUGGUGCAACAGCGAAGGGGGAAGAUGUUCCUGUUGAAACCCAGGAACAAGUGGAGAUUGAUGAAGCCGUUCGGGAAUAUAGAGAUAAAAUUCUUUUGGAACCCAUCAAUCUCCACUCUCUGGAAUCAACAAGACCGUCCUUAAUUGUUGAACUUUUGUACGAACAGCAAGGACUGCAAUGUAAACAAUGUGGUAUUCGAUUUCCUGACACAAAAUUGGGCAAAAGACGUCAAGACGAUCAUCUCGAUAUGCAUUUCAGGCAAAACCGCAAAGCCAGCGAUGACCUAGGUCGAGGUCACAGUCGUAGUUGGUUCACGAGCGUUGAGGACUGGAUUCAGGAUGUAUCGGGUGCUAAGAAGGGAAAGGGUCGGAUCGAUGGUUCUGGACCUCUUAACGCGAAGGCUACUGCUGCUGCUGAGACUGCUAAGCGAGAAGAAGAUUUACGUUCUCAGUUUGUUAUUGUGCCCCCUGGUGAAGAGGCUCAUAUCAUGUCCUGCCCGAUUUGUAAGGAGACUCUUAAGUCAGAAUUUUUAGAAGACGACGAAGAAUGGGUGUGGAAGAAUGCGACGAAGAAAGAUGAUAAGAUAUACCAUGCUACAUGUUAUGCGGAGGCCUUCCUUUCAACAAACAGUCUAGCCGCGAGAUUACGAAGUGAAAAGGGUCAUGGCAGUAGAUCUGCCACUCCUGAGGUUCAUCCAAUGACUAAUUCAGUUCGGGCAAUGACGCCCCCAGCUACCGUGAGGGUAUCUUCGAAAUCGCCAACGCAGUCACCGUUGUCGGAAUCUAAAGUGGCUGCUGGUACUAAACCGAGUAACUGGCGAUACUCCUCAGAACCUGCGUUUCUAGGCACAUCUAAAGAAAACGAUGAAUAUCUUCAUGCCACGCUAGCUCAGAUUGACCAUCUAGCUAACGAGGAUGUUGAGAUGCAGGCCCCCCUUUCCGAGUAUGCAACCUAUGUGGUUGUAGACACGAAUAUCCUUUUGCACCACUUCGAGGUGCUCGCGCAGUUCGUAGAUGACGUUGAAAAGUUUACCUUGCCUGUUAUUGUUAUAGUUCCCGGAGCGGUGGUGCAUGAAUUAGACGGACAGAAGAAUCGUGACGGAUUAGCGUGGUUUGCCCGUAGGGCGUCAGCGUGGUUACUUGAAAAAAUCAGGAAUAGAAAAUCCGUAAAGGGACAAGCACAAGAAGAAACAUGCAAAUCCAGUGGAAAUUGGAAAAUUAAAGAACGUGGGGAGAUAUCUAGUGGGGAAAUGUUCAACGAUGCACUGAUACUUGACUGUUGUAUGUAUUUCAGCCGCGAACGACCUACGUUGCUGUGCAGCGCCGACAACAAUCUCUGUAUUUUGAGCCAAACGCAAGGCCUUGCCACAAUCUGCCCUUCCCGUUUCUGGAGCAGUCGAGAAAUUGUGCAUACUCUCUAUGGCAACAAGGUGGACUCGUCUCUAUUUGGAGGACAUAAAGAAAGCUAUAGAAAUAAUCGAGCCACCCCACCUGUGCCGCACGAACCUGAUGAAGACAGUAUGGCCGUUGAUGACGACGAAUCCUCGAAUGGAGGAGAGUGGCAAUCGGAGCACCCAAUCAAUAUGCUACAUGCAGCCGUUGUCGACCACUUCACCCGCCUGCUUGUCGAACUCGUGGGGGCAGUGGGAGGCGAAGAAGUUCGCCAACGAAGCACGCCUGAAGAGGAAGCGACACGGUCUCGCCACGCGCCGCGACGGCGCCAUUAUUCAGAAUGGAGCGUGGCAGAGUGCGUGGAAUACCUGACCGAACGGCGAAAAGUGAAGCUAGUGAACCCCAGACCCGAGGUAUUUCUGUUGCGGGCGUAUCGACGAGGUACGCCAGGCUCGCGAACGGGAAGAGAAUGGAGCCGUCAGGACUGGAAUAUGGGGUUGAAUAACUUGAAAGAAAUCAGCGCUGCAUGGGGCGAUGUGUCUAUCCGAGAAUCACUAGUCUCCCUUGCGCCUCAUGUCGAUAACGUGUUCUCGAUGCCGCUGCGGGCGACAUGA